Molecule: messenger RNA, 2255 nt
Organism: Penaeus monodon (black tiger shrimp)
Lineage: Eukaryota; Metazoa; Arthropoda; Malacostraca; Decapoda; Penaeidae
Exons: 10
Coding region: 1-735 (244 amino acids)
Source: RefSeq, a predicted model, not a curated record
AUGGCUUUCGAAACUUUCGUAUACCGCGCUGCCUCUCCCAUUGACGAAGAGCACGAAUUCGAUUGUGAUUUUACAGGUUGGCUAGAAGAUACAUCUGUAAAAUAUUUAGACUCAGACUUUACAAAGUCUUCGUUACUGGCCAUAGUACGCCUAGGAUAUGUUGAGAAGAAAAAUAGUCCAACCUUCAGAGUCACUUUCAGUGGCAUUCCCGUCGCUGACACUAUACCACGAAUUUCAACACAUUUGGAUACAGUAAAGGAAAACUCAAGCUGGCACCUGCGCUGUCAUAAACUGGCACUCUGUCACUCUAUUAAGCGUGGGGUGUCAGUGUCGUGGAGGACGGACGAACACGAGGUGCUGCGUUCCUGUGCGAGGGUGAACGAUGUUGCUUGUGUUUGGUAUUUGAGAGAAGACAAAAGUUCGCUUUCUUCCAUUCAAAAUAUUCCACAAGAAUUGACACUUCUGUUCUAUAUGGAGAAUAAAGGAUUCCACGUUGAGAAACAGGAUUCCUAUGAACUGAAGGAUUCCCCACGGAACGGAAACGAGAUCGUGGCCGCCUGCCCCUGCGAAGAGAGCCAGACGAACUGCUCCUGCAGGGAACCGAAGGAAGCCAAACCUCAGAUUAAGGUGCUUUCGUGGACGAGCUCGAAAGGCUGGAUCCUGCUUGCUGUGGGAUUUUGCUUCGCAAUCUGGAUGGCAGUUUUCUUCACGUUGUUUGCAUUUAGGAUGGUUUAGAAAGAAGUUACUUAAUUUCAGGAAGAAGAUAGGGCAAGUGCUUGUGAAAGUGAACAUUGGUGCGCAUUUUUAUUGAAGAGUCCUGGGAAUACCACGUUUUAAGAUAAGAAAAAAAAUAUAUAUACAUACAUGAAUGAUGGUGUACGUAAUAUAUAAAAAUUCUGGAUUAGACAAUAAUUUGCAAAUAACUGGUAAUAUCAUGGGAAAUGUGAGUCUCCCCUAUAAAAGAGAGAACGAGGAUGGCUCCAAAGAAAACGCAGCCUCGAGGGGCAUCGAUGAGAAGGGCCGACUGUGCAAAACAAGGCAACCCUCCCUCAGCACAAAACAAAAGAAAUGUGGUACAAGUAUGCAAAUCCUGUCAACACCUUUAUGACGGGCAGCUCACAGUUGUUCUCACGCCCAACACACUCACCCACGCCCAUCAUCAUCAUCCCUCGCCUCGCAAGCAGACGAAGCCAUGGGCAGCUAGAAGGUACGAGGGGCUGUGUGUGUGCCCGGAGACCGGUGGCGUGUGUCGCUGCGGCAUGAGCAUAGGGUCCAAGUGGCAGCGCCUCCUCCCCCGCAACGCCCCCUGGUGGCCCAGAACCAAGGUCGUCCUCCUUACCCUCGCCGCCCUCACGCCCUGGGCAUGCCUCGUCGUCUACUUCAUUUUCGCCUACAAGACGUGAAAACCCUUCGGUUCUCAUAGCCAGUUACGGCUUCGCCCACCUGACCAGGCACUCGAUCCACGGUCGGCGGCAAAAAUGUACUGUUGUUCCUAUUUGUACAAGGACUUGGACUCAAUUCAUUUAUUUUUUAUAGUCAAACGCCCAUAUUCCUGUUUGGUAUCUCAUUUCCCUUUUCCAUAUAUUUCGUUUUGCACAUCGUAGUGUUGUUAGUAUUUUUAUAUUUUCUUGAACCAGAUUAUUUUUGCAAGUACUUUACAUAAUUGUCCAUUUCGUAACAUAUUUCCUUCCCGAAAUCCUUGCCUCCUUGUUUAUAUUUCGUUGUUACACCAACUUUCAUCUUUCUGUUCUACUGGAUUUCAUGCAUAUCGAUUACUUCUUGAAAGUCUACGAUACCGCUAUUUCGUAUAGGAUAACGUCCCAGGAAAUUAACGUAAGUUUUGCCGAAGCACUCCCAGAAGAGUAGAUUAUUCCUUCGGCUCAAGUUCGCCAUGGUGCUUCCGCUUGCAGAGCUGCUUGUAAAAAGAAGCGUCUGACUCUCUUUACUGCUGAAGUAUGUGAUAUCUACAACGCAAUUUUCAUGAAAGUGUUAUAUUUAGGUUAUUAGUCCUCAUCCACACGGUGACUAUUUAUGCUAAGGCUUUAGUGCCCGGAUCUAUGAUAGAAAUGGUUAAUCAGAUAAUUGACUAUAUAUUCUUUGAUUCACGGUUUAUACAAUGCUGCUUUGAUAUUCGGAUUUCAAAGCGAAUAUUGAGAUGUGAUAUCCAUUUUAUUACUAACAGUUAUACUUAUAUUGCAAUACAGAAAUAUAUAUGGGCAGUUGCAAUUGGGUGAAAAAUAAAUCUAAAUCGCUAA